This is a messenger RNA of Alosa alosa (allis shad), 1448 nucleotides long. RefSeq names its product fructose-1,6-bisphosphatase 1-like. Lineage: Eukaryota; Metazoa; Chordata; Actinopteri; Clupeiformes; Clupeidae. The record is from RefSeq and is a predicted model, not a curated record. Gene Ontology annotation, biological process: fructose 1,6-bisphosphate metabolic process; sucrose biosynthetic process; fructose metabolic process. The transcript is spliced from 7 exons. Gene Ontology annotation, cellular component: cytosol; cytoplasm. Bases 107 to 1120 code for a protein of 337 amino acids. Gene Ontology annotation, molecular function: fructose 1,6-bisphosphate 1-phosphatase activity.
ACAGCUGCCUCCUCUCCUGCCUCUCUGUGUGAGUGACACACACAUACACACACACACUCACACACUGGCCUCUUUCUCUGGGACUUGACAGCAGUAUAGCAUCAUCAUGUCUGACCGGGGCUCAUUCGACACCAACGUGAUCACCCUCACCAGGUUCGUCCUGCAGGAGGGCCGCAAGGCCCAGGGGACCGGAGAGCUGACCACCCUGCUCAACUCCAUGUGCACGGCCAUCAAAGCCAUCUCUACAGCCGUGCGUAAGGCUGGGAUCGCCAACCUCUACGGCAUUGCAGGGAGCACCAAUGUGACCGGAGACCAGGUGAAGAAGCUGGACAUCCUGUCCAACGACCUCGUCAUCAACAUGAUCAAGUCGUCCUUCACCUCCUGCGUGCUGGUGUCGGAGGAGGACGACCACGCCCUCAUCGUGGACCCGGACUCUCGGGGGAAAUAUAUCGUUUGCUUUGAUCCACUGGAUGGGUCCUCAAAUAUUGACUGUCUUGCAUCAAUUGGAACCAUAUUUGCUGUCUACAGAAAGAUGACAGAUGAUGAGCCUUGUGAGAAGGAUGCACUGCAGUCUGGCCGACACAUAGUGGCUGCAGGCUACGCCCUGUACGGAAGCGCCACCAUGUUGGUGCUCUCCACCGGUCAAGGGGUCAACUGCUUCAUGCUGGACCCGGCUAUUGGGGAGUUCAUCCUGGUGGACCGUGAUGUAAAGAUUAAGAAGAAAGGGAAGAUCUACAGUUUGAACGAGGGCUACGCCCAGCACUUCUAUCCUGACGUCACAGAUUACCUCCAGAAGAAGAAGUUCCCUGAGGACGGUAGUGCCCCCUAUGGCGGGCGAUAUGUGGGCUCCAUGGUGGCAGACGUGCACAGAACUCUGGUGUAUGGGGGGAUCUUCCUGUACCCCGCCAACGUCAAGAGCCCCAAGGGCAAGCUAAGGCUUCUGUACGAGUGCAACCCCAUGGCGUACAUCAUGGAGCAGGCAGGCGGCAUGGCAACCACGGGCAGCAUGGACGUCCUGGACAUCCAACCAGAGUCCAUUCACCAGCGCUGCCCCGUGGUGCUGGGCUCUCCCGAUGACGUGAAGGAGUACAUCGCCAUCUACAAGAAACAUCACAAGUGAGGCCCCAGAGAGACCUCUCUCCAGUCCAAAACCCCACACUGGCGUACACACACAGACACACACACACACACACACAGUCAUAGGCAGACAAAACACCAUGCGAGAUCAGACAGAUAAGUGCUGUGUAGUGGGACGUGUGCUGACAGACUGUGUGAGGUCACUUCGUGGCUCUUAAAUGUCAGCAAGUUGGUCACCAAGGGUUCUAUGAGCACUUGAAUGGCCUUGGUGGCCGAACACAACACCACCAAACUGUUUUUGUCUUCAUUUGCCUCUUACUGUCCUCUCGAAAUGAAAGAUAGAUUUUUUAAAAUAAAACCUGUAAAAGAAA